This is a messenger RNA of Porites lobata, 1098 nucleotides long. NCBI's taxonomy places the organism in Eukaryota, Metazoa, Cnidaria, Anthozoa, Scleractinia, Poritidae. The record is from the annotation of a GenBank genome assembly.
AACUUUCUAAAUACUGUUAGUAACUGACUGUUUUACUUAUUACUUCCACUAAAGAUGCAUUUGACUGGUAGAACAAACUAUACCAAGAAAACGAAGCUCGAGAAGUUCGAAAAAAGCUACUAACAGUAAAGGUUGUUGGUUGUAUUAACAGGCUCUCGGAUUAAAGUGGUAGCAUUGAUAAUGAGGAAGUGUAGAACGUUUGUUUCCAUUAUAAUCACAAUCAUUGUGUUUUAAUGUAAUGAUUUUUUUCCUGCAGAAUCCUUGUACUAAUGUUCCUUGUAUGAACAAUGGUAUGUGUUCCCUUAUUUCGUUCAGAGAUGGAACGUAUAGUUGCACUUGUCUUCCUGGAUAUUUUGGCGAUGAGUGUGAAAUCUGUAAGUUGACGUAGAAUUACUUUAAGUGAACAAAAGCACCUUUUCGAGAUAUGAACAAGCUAUUAAGAUAUAUUUACAACAACAACAACUAACAACCAGCUCAAAUUGUUAGAUACCCAAGCUUCUAGUUAAGGCUGUUCACCUCGGCUUUGUGUUAUAUGUGAAUACAAAAUAGCCGAACUCUUUUGCUUUUUUGUUAAUUCAGAUGCACCAGAGUUCCGGGACUAUAACGUCCUCAGUCAUCCCAAUCGACACCAGUCUUUUGGCCGAGGCACUAACUCAGACGGCAAUCUUGUCCCCGGCUGGUAUCGCUUUCAAUCAAGUUCAUACUCAAGAAUGGUAGACAAUUGUAUUCAGGUCCACAGAUGCACUACAGAUGUAACUGGGUGGUUAACAGGUGGCCACCCCACCUUUAAAGAUGGCAUCGUGGACAGAAAAGCUUGCUUCCACGGAUGAGAAAACUGUUGUUACAGGAUAGUUCAGAUACGCGUGAGGGAGUGUCAAGGGUUUUAUGUGUAUGAGUUAAACCCGUCACCUGAAGGGCGGUAUCGUUACUGUGCAAGAGGAUGAACGGUAUCAGGUCCUUCAGUAUGAGUUGAGGAACUCUGGAUCGUACAAAAGGGAUUUCAUGUCGAGGACGUUGUGCGUGCGAAAACUACGCAUGUCAUUAUUAAUAAUGAUAUAGCAAUAAGGAAAUCAUUUAUCUUAACGUAGCUGAGGCGCU